ACCCAGUACAACCUCAAUAAAUUUUCUAUUUACGCUGACUAUGUGAUCCAAUUACGCUCUGUAUCAAUAGACGUGUGUAUGUUUGGGGAGACCAGAUUCACCUGAAUACCUGCCGAAGAUGGACACACGCUGGGGGACCCUUGGAGGGUUUCUUCUGUUGCUGACUAAGGUCUGCACAGCACAGAACACAGGUUUAGUUGUGUCCGAUUUACCAAACACUUUAUGGCAUUAUGGAGGGAUGACCACGUUUGAAGGUUACAUCAACCAGUUCUCCACCAACCAAAAAAUCACAGAACACACAAUGGCAUUUAGAUAUUACGACUUUGAAAUAAUGAGUAUGGAGUGGGAUGGCAACCACACCUUGUACUUCAUGGAGGGUUUAUCUAAAGCUAUUUUCAAACUGGAGAAUUUUAAUAUAUGGAUGAACCAUUCCCUCUUUGGAUGGGUGUAUGAAGUUCACGGCGGGAUAUCUUAUACUAUAUCCAGUAGAAUUGCUUUUGAUCAUGUAGCAGGGAAUAUGUAUUGGACAGAUGCGUUAUAUAACUGGAUAGCUGUACAACCAGUGGACGCUAAUGAUAAUUCUGUGUAUAAGGUCCUUAUUAGUGACCAGCUUUCAACACCUGGGGCCAUUGCUGUAGAUCCAAACAACAGAUUUCUGUUUUGGUCAAACAAUGGAGCCUCUGCCUUCAUCGAACGCUCUGAUUUGUCAGGAAAGAACAGACAGAUAAUAGUUAAGAACCUUCUUUGGGUUCCCGAUAUGAAAUGUGAUCCCAAUCCCUCGAAAAGGACGAUAUACUGGGUAGACAACUACAGGAAUACCCUGGAAAGCAGUGAUUACAACGGGGGAAAUCGGAAAGUUAUCUACCGUUCUACUAAUAUUAAUCUUUUCAUCACCAACAUUGUGGUGUACAGGAAUGUCAUAUGUGGAACUGAGUAUGAUGAGGAAUUUGUAUUCUGUGUUGGGAUUGAUUCCGGACAGGAGACGUGGCGAAAUGAAUUCUCAUGGGAAGUCCCCUGGGGACUGACCGCACUAGCAGACAAAACUACCACCAGUACAGAUUCAUGUAAGGAUAAAGGAUGUGAACACAUCUGUACAAACUCCCUCAAUGGAGCUGUCUGUCAUUGUAAAGAAGGAUAUAUUCUUAAUCCAGAUAACACAACUUGUAAUGCAUCCCACUCUGCGCAUGGCAAAGCGAUAAUAUUUUCCAGCCAGAACUUGUUGUGCACAGUGGAUAUCCGAAUAAUCACGUACCUAACAUCCAAUGUUUCUUGUUUCUUAACUUGGAACAAGACCAUAACACACAUAGCCGUGGCAGCUGAAAACUCUAAAGUUAUAUUUGCUGCCGGAAACGAGAUUGUGAUGUAUGAUCUAGUGACCAUGAAAAACACGUCUUUGGCUUCCACAGGAAAUGUUUCUGGACUGGUCUAUAGUGAUUGGGAUGACAUACUUACUUAUUAUGGUGGAUCGAUGGGCUAAAUCUCUUGACUGUUGACACCAGUAAAAAUUACAAAAACGGACUACACAAUUUUUACUGGACUCAACAGUCCAAGAGAUUUAGCCAUCGAUCCACAUAAUAAUAAACUGUAUUGGAUAUCAUUUCACGACAAUUCCAAUUCCUUGCUGCAAAUUGAAUCCGGUAAUCUUGUGGGAGGUCAGCGAAAGACGAACCAGAGUCACCUUUACUCCAACCCUUCUGGUCUGUUCUAUGAUGUUGGAAUAAAUGUAUUAUUUUGGAUUAGCAAUAAGAGAUUAACAUACAUAAGCGAGAAUAACAAAUUCCACAUCCCGACCGCACAUAGAAUGGGACCAGACACAAAGCUACUGAUUUACAAGGAUUAUUCCAUCAGCACUAAGGGUAACAAUUCUCUAAGAGUCUAUAACCUAUAUCACGAAGAAGAUGUUACUUAUCCACGUUUAAACUACAUCAGAGAAAUAACUGCCUUUGCAAUAAUGGAUCCAACAAUGCAACCAGAGGAAGAAAAUAAAUGUGACGUAAAAAAUGGAGGAUGCGAGCAGAUAUGUAUAGCAUCAGGUUCAGAGGCUGUGUGUGAAUGUGGAUUCGGAUUUGUACUUCAAGAGGAUAAACACAACUGCACAACAAAAGCAAUAGAUAAUAAUUUUGCUGUUGCUGUGGACUUUAACCACGGAAUGAUAUACCAAAUAUCCUUAAAUGACAACCCACAACUGAAGGCAGUGUCCGCGUUGGACAUUCCACAGCCGGCCGACCCACUCUCUGCUGUUUACUACAACCAUAGUGUGUAUUGGUCGGACUAUAUGGAUGAUCAAAUUCUAAAAACCGCACUUAACAGUAACAUCACAGAAAUUGUGUACACCCCGGCUAAUUAUAUUGUAUACAGCAUUGCCAUAGACCAUUCCACGGGGAACUUAUACUACACUGGUUAUCCUUACACGUGGACAAUUAUGUACUCACGUAUUGGUGUGGUCCAUUAUAAGUCUUACCGACAUAAAACCAUCCUCAACAACAUUGAAAAAGCCUACAGUCUUGCCCUUCAUCCUGCUCAAGGGUAUGUUUUCUGGAUAGAUGGGGAGGGAUCUGUUGGUAGAGCUAAUAUGGAUGGCACCAACCCACUUUUACUCAUAGCCUAUGGCAUGGUAGCGCCGAAUUCCAUCACAAUAGAUUAUAGAGAUAACAAGGUUUACUACAUAGAUAAUGACAGAAUUCAUUCUAUGACCCUUGAAGGAACAGAUAGAAAAGUCCUUCAUGUGAACUCUAUGGCUGGUUUUGCACACCUUGCUGUGAGUGGGGAUUACGUGUACGCUACUGCCACCCAUAAACAAGAAAUUAUAAAGAUAAACAAAGUAUCGGCAGUGGUUAUGGAAGGUUGGAUGACACCCAUGGCUGAAUUUGGUAGACUAGAGACCUUAAGUGUAUACAGACAAAAUGAUGUGCAGUCAGUCCAUCCGAAAUGUUCCAUAAAUAAUGGGCUUUGUAGCACCUUCUGUUUCCCACUACCUAAUUCCCGUCGUUCUUGUGGGUGCCCAGAUGGUGUAACUCUACUAGAGGAUCAAAGAACGUGCAAUGGAGUCCAAAAAUGUAAAAUGGCAGUAUUACAUGGACGCCUUGCGAACACGUGCAGUGGAUAUGUGAACUCUUCUUGUGACUACGAGUGUUCUGCUGGAUAUGAAAAAACAUUAAUCGGAAAAUUAACUUGCAACGAACACCUAAACUGGAUGCAACAAAAAACAAUUGACCCCAACACACUUUGCAAGGCAUUACCCACCACCACUGCAGCAACAACACCAACUACUACAACUACUACACGCACGACAAGUACGUCUACUAAACUUCCGCCAAACAUAAAACCUGCCGCGCUAACUCAGGACACUGGAGCUGGUGUCAGUUCGGGGACAUUUGCUGCUGUCAUUGUCAUCAUCAUUCUGGUCUUCCUCGUUCUUAUCGUCGGAAUCGUUUACUUUAUGUACAGAAGGAGGAACGUCGGCAUGUUCAGUCAUGCAAAAUUUGUCAAUUCCCCGAACGUUCCAGAUAUUUCUGUCAACAAUGAUGCUCCUGUGGAUGACCGGUAUACGUCUAUCGGGGAUAUUCACCAACCGACAACCAGUCCAGGUCAGGCUGGGAUGGAAAAUCCAUUGUAUAAAGUCAGAAACGAGGCUCCGGACAAGGACAACGUUACCAAUACCAUGUCAGAGCAAGGGUUCAAAGCAGUUGAUAUGACAACUUAUAAAUAUUAAAAGGGAGUGUGCUGAGAAUCUUUUUCAAAGCAAUAUGUGAUCACAUACAUCUCUGUUAUGAAUAUUGAUGUAUGAUACCUAUUAUUUCAUGAGCGACUGUUAAUAUGAUUUUUAAUUCUUGUCAUUAAAUCAGUGACACCACGA
Saccostrea echinata is the source of this 3856-nucleotide messenger RNA. RefSeq names its product low-density lipoprotein receptor-related protein 6-like. The transcript has 21 exons. Lineage: Eukaryota; Metazoa; Mollusca; Bivalvia; Ostreida; Ostreidae. The record is from RefSeq and is a predicted model, not a curated record.